AUGAAUUCGAUGACUUCAGCAGGCCCCACGGCCAACUCUGUGUUUGUGGCGGCACCCCAAAACCCGUAUCCCACGAUGCCGGGGGCCAUGUCUCAGGGACCCCUGUAUCCAUGGAACCAACCCCAAGUCCACCUAAUUCCCGGAAACCCUCCUGGUCCGGAGCCAUCCGCAUGUGUGCGACCUGACCAGAGAGGCUUGAAAGAGGGCAAAGUCCUAGGGGCCAUCCAGAUCCUGAUAGGCCUGGUACACAUUGGCCUGGGCUUUGUCAUGGCGACCCUCCUCAGGUCCUACCAAGCCUUCUCGUUCUACAAAGGCUUUCCCUUCUGGGGAGGCAUCUGGUUUAUCAUUUCAGGAUCCCUCUCGGUGUCAGCAGAAAAGCAGCCCAAAUCUCCUUCCCUGGUGAAGUGCAGCUUGGGCUUCAACAUCGUCAGUGUAAUCUAUUCUGUGACAGGAAUGAUAUUCUUCAUCAUAGACAUGAGUAUCAACUCCCUAUAUGUCUACACUGACUACUAUAUCCACUGGAGUUUGACCCCUGGAAUGGCUGUUUCCAGUGUGCUGCUCAUCUUCUGCCUCCUGGAGUUCUGCAUUGCAUGCACAGCUAUCAACUUUGGAUGCCAACUGGUCUGCUAUUCACAGAACCAUGUGGGCAUGGUCUUACCCAAUGUCUAUGUGGCAACAUCCACUGUCGUCCCAGAACCAGCGAACCCGCCACCGACUUAUUCCACUGAGGUGCAAGGCUCCAAAUAA
Messenger RNA from Pteropus alecto (black flying fox), 747 nucleotides. RefSeq names its product membrane-spanning 4-domains subfamily A member 8. Gene Ontology annotation, cellular component: plasma membrane. The record is from RefSeq and is a predicted model, not a curated record. Lineage: Eukaryota; Metazoa; Chordata; Mammalia; Chiroptera; Pteropodidae. The coding region runs from base 1 to 747 and encodes 248 amino acids. The transcript has 6 exons. Gene Ontology annotation, biological process: cell surface receptor signaling pathway.